Messenger RNA from Zalophus californianus (California sea lion), 3523 nucleotides. RefSeq names its product proteoglycan 4 (gene PRG4). Gene Ontology annotation, molecular function: scavenger receptor activity; polysaccharide binding. The transcript has 13 exons. NCBI's taxonomy places the organism in Eukaryota, Metazoa, Chordata, Mammalia, Carnivora, Otariidae. Bases 168 to 3422 code for a protein of 1084 amino acids. The record is from RefSeq and is a predicted model, not a curated record. Gene Ontology annotation, biological process: immune response.
UACACCUGUUGGAAGCUCACAAAUUUAUACGGAGAGUUAAGGGAAAGUGGGAAUGGUCACUUCUGUGUUUGUUAAACUACAUUUUACUGAAGUUGGUUAUUUUUUUUUUUUUUCCCCAAGCUGGAAUUUAAACCUUACCCUUGAGGGCUCAGUACCUGGAAACAGCCAUGGAGUGGGAAAUACUUCCCACAUACUUACUGCUACUUUCUGUUUUCUUGAUUCAGCAAGUUUCUUCUCAAGAUUUACCAAGCUGUGCAGGGAGAUGUGGGGAAGGGUAUUCUAGAGAUGCCACCUGCAACUGUGAUUAUAACUGUCAACACUACAUGGAGUGCUGCCCUGAUUUCAAGAAAGCCUGCACCAUAGAGCUUUCCUGUAAAGGCCGCUGCUUCGAGUCCUUUGCAAGAGGGAGGGCGUGUGACUGUGACUCAGAUUGUAAGAAGUAUGGCAAGUGCUGUCCUGAUUAUGAGAAUUUUUGUGGAAAAGUGCAUAAUCCCACAUCACCACCAUCUUCAAAGACUGCACCUCCACCUCCAGGAGCAUCUCAAACCAUCAAAUCAACAACCAAACGUUCACCCAAAGCACCAAACAAGAAGAUGACUAAGAAAGUGAUAGAAUCAGAGGAAAUAACAGAAGAACAUUCUGUUUCUGAAAAUCAAGAGUCUUCUUCCUCUUCCUCUUCCUCUUCAACUAUUCGGAAAAUCAAGUCUUCCAAAAAUUCAGCUGCUAAUAAAGAAUUAAAGAAGAAACCCAAAGUAACAGAUAACAAGGAAAGAACACCCAAAAAGAAACCUACUCCAGAACCACCAGUUGUAGAUGAAGCUGGAAGUGGACUGGACAAUGGUGACAUCAAGCUGACCCCAACUCCUGACAUUCCUACUACCCAACGCAAUAAAGUUACCACAUCUCCCAAGAUUACAACCGGCAAACCAAUAAAUCCUAAACCCAGUCUUCCACCUAAUUCUGAUAUAUCCAAAGAGACACCUUCAACACCUAAUAAGGAGGCAACAGUUGAAACUAAAGAGACUUCUUUAACAAACAAAGAGACUUCAAGUGGAACAAAAGAGAAGACUACUUCAACUAAAGAGACAAGAAAUGCAGAGAAAAAACCUCCUAAAGAUUUUUUACCCACAUCCAAAGCUCCUGUUAAAUCUAUACCCGAAGCUGAAACUACAACCAAAUCCCCUGCUUCCACCACCACCAAGGAGACCACUCCCACCACCCUCAAGCCUGUUCCUACUACGCCCAAGAAGCCUACACCCACCACUCCCAAGGAGCCUGUACCCACCACCCCCAAGAAGCCUGCACCUACCACUCCCAAGGAGCCUGCACCCACCACCCCAAAGGAUCCUACACCCACCACCCCAAAGGAGCCUACACCCACCACCCCAAAGGAGCCUACACCCACCACCCCCAAGGAGCCUACACCCACCAUCCCCAAGGAGCCUGCACCCACAGUCCCCAAGGAGCCUGCACCCACUAUGACCAAAGAACCUGCACCCACAGUCCCCAAGGAGCCUACACCUACCACCCCCAAGGAGUCUGUACCCACCACCCCCAAGGAGCCUACACCCACCACUCCCAAGGAGCCUGAACCCACCACUCCCAAAGAGCCUAAACCCACCACCCCCAAGGAGCUUGAACCCACCACUCCCAAAGAGCCUGCACCCACCACCCCUAAGAAGCCUGCUCCCACCACCCCCAAGGAGCUUGAACCCACCACUCCCAAAGAGCCUGCACCCACCACCCCUAGGAAGCCUGCUCCUACCACUCCUAGGGAGCCUAUACCCACUACCACCAAAAAGCCUGCCCCCACAACCCCCAAGGAGCCUACACCCACCACUCCCAAGGAGCCUACACCCACCACUCCCAAGGAGCCUGAACCCACCACUCCCAAAGAGCCUGCACCCACCACCCCCAAGGAGCUUGAACCCACCACUCCCAAAGAGCCCGCACCCACCACCCCUAAGAAGCCUGCUCCCACCACCCCCAAGGAGCCUGUACCCACAGCCCCCAAGGAGCCUGCACCCACUGCCCCCAAGGAACCUGCACUCACUGCUCCCAAAGACCCCACCCCGAAGGUCCCCAAGGAGCCUGCUCCAGCUUCUCUUGAGACACCUGCUCCAACCAUCUCAGAGGCCUCUACUACAACUACCACCAUGGAGCCUCCCACUACUCCCAAGAACCCUGCUGAAUCAAUUCCUGAGUUUCCUGCAGAACCCACGCCAAAGGCUGUGAAUAAACCCAAAGAAACCACAGCUGUGCCAAAAGAUACAACCACGAAUCCUAAAGUGUCAACUUCUAAACCCCGAAAGCCAACCAAAGCACCAAAAAGGCCCACUUCUACCAAAAAGCCAAACACAAUACCUAAAGUGAGAAAACCAAAGACUACAGCAACUCCCCCAAAGAUGACUACAUCGACAAUGCCAAAAUUACACCCUACCUCUUCGGCGGAAGCCAUGCCCCAAACUACCACCAGCCCCAGCCAAAGACUUAACUCAGAAAAAGUUGAAGUAAAUCCAAAUAAAGAUGCAGAUAUUGCUGGAGAAAAACCUCACAUGAUCCCCAGGCCCCCUGAUAUAUUGGUGAGAGGAUCCAAUCAAGACCUCGCCAUCAAUCCCAUGCUUUCAGAUGAGACUAAUUUAUGCAACGGUAAGCCAGUAGAUGGACUGACUACUUUGCGCAAUGGAACACUGGUUGCAUUUCGAGGUCAUUAUUUCUGGAUGCUGAGUCCAUUCAAUCCACCAUCUCCACCUCGUAAAAUUACUGAAGUUUGGGGUAUUCCCUCCCCCAUUGAUACUGUUUUUACUAGAUGCAACUGUGAAGGAAAAACUUUCUUCUUUAAGGAUUCCCAGUACUGGCGUUUCACCAAUGAUAUAAAAGAUCCAGGGUACCCCAAACAAAUUGUAAAAGGAUUUGGAGGACUAAAUGGAAAAAUAGUGGCAGCUCUCUCAAUAGCCAAAUACAAGAACAGACCUGAAUCUGUGUAUUUUUUCAAGAGAGGUGGCGGCAUUCAGCAGUAUAUUUAUAAACAGGAACCCAUCAAAAAGUGCCCUGGAAGAAGGCCUGCUAUCAAUUAUUCAGUGUACAGAGAAACAACACAGGUUAGGAGACGUCGCUUUGAACAUGCCAUAGGACCUUCUCAAACACACACCAUCAGAAUUCACUAUUCACCCAUCAGAGUCUCUUACCAAGACAAAGGUUUCCUCCAUAAUGAAGUUAAAAUGAGUUUACAGUGGAGAGGAUUUCCAAGUGUGGUGACUUCAGCUAUCGCACUGCCCAACAUCAGAAAACCGGAAGGCUAUGAUUACUACGCCUUUUCUAGGAAUCAAUACUAUAAUGUCGAUGAACCCAGCAGAACAGCAAGAGUCAUUACUACUCGUUCUGGGCGGAGCUUAUCCAAUGUCUGGUACAACUGUCCUUAGACCCACGGGCAAAGGAAGAGUCAACUAAUUAAAUGAAGAAUGAAAAAUUUUGACACUGAAAUAAAUUUUAUUAAUAAAGAAUGUUGAGAGAAGCAUACCAA